Sesamum indicum (sesame) is the source of this 2114-nucleotide messenger RNA. RefSeq lists its product as uncharacterized. The record is from RefSeq and is a predicted model, not a curated record. Gene Ontology annotation, cellular component: nucleus. Lineage: Eukaryota; Viridiplantae; Streptophyta; Magnoliopsida; Lamiales; Pedaliaceae. Gene Ontology annotation, biological process: regulation of secondary shoot formation. Gene Ontology annotation, molecular function: DNA-binding transcription factor activity; sequence-specific DNA binding.
GUCGCAUAAUCUUUAUGUAAAGCAGUUUAUUGGCUUCUGAGCUGCAAUUUUUUGAGGGCCCAAAAGAACAUUACAAAGAAAGCCAAUCCAACAGCUAAAGGUAUCAAGUGAAAAAGGUUAGGAGGAGGAAGAGAAAAAGAAGACUUGCUUUAAACAUGUAUUCUCCUGGCAAUCAACUCCGACUGCCCGACGAUGAGGAAGAUCAACCAGAAGAUGGUGAGAACUGUAAAAGUAGAAAUGGAGCAAUCAGAGAACCUGGUCCAGAAGCUGUACGCAGUUACUAUCACCAGCAUUUUGGACAGACGCAGGACUACAGAGAAAAAUCACUCCACGCUCAGAAUGAGAGGUGGGCAGACUUUGCAUCUCCCAGUGCGGUUUCAACAGCGUCAGGACACAUAAAAAUCAAUUAUGGAAGACUGAUGCAAGAGGUCUUGCAUUUCGCAUCGCCAAAAUCGAAAGCGAAGAAAAGAAAAGCGGAGAUGAUUGAAGUCCCUUGCGACCGCAUAGUUCGGCCCGCCGGCAGAAAAGACAGGCACAGCAAAGUAUGCACGGCGAGGGGGCCGAGGGACAGGCGCCUUAGGCUGUCGCCCAAAACUGCGAUUGAGUUCUAUGAUGUGCAGGAUCGGCUCGGCUAUGACCGCCCGAGUAAAGCCAUUGAUUGGCUAAUCAAGGAAGCUAAAGCCGCGAUUGAUGCGCUAGAUGAGCAGCCAGCCUUGGGUAGUAAUUAUCACUCGACUGCUGCAAAUGCUACUGAAUAUCAUAGCCCUCAGAAUGGCAGAAGCCAGCAAAUGCAACAGGAAAGUGGCCGGUUUUUGAUAUCUGAAGACGGGAUGAUUCAGAAAAAUGAGCAUUUGAAUGAUGAUAAUUCGAUUUCGGGUUUUAGUUUCUUUACUGAUGGGGCUGUACUGUCGUCUUCCAGUGAAUUGCAGGCCUACCCUAAUCAUGGUUUUAACCCAUCAAGAAUCAGAAACGAAGACCCAGAGGAUUCAACACUUUACCCUAGUUAUCAACAGGGAUUUUGCUCUACUUCUACUCUUACUACUACCACUUCGCAAAUAUUGGAAACAAACUGGGAAAUGGUUCGACUUCAAAGGAUUUUAAAUGAAAAUUCGGGUAAUACAAGAGUAGGAGGAGCAGCGGAGUACUCUUCUUUCAACUCUCUGCCACUCCAUUUCCAGGCGCAGGCAAUUUCAGGCCACAGCCAUAUGUUUUCUCAAAGGGAACCCCUUCAGUCCAGCAACAUUAACUCUUUUCCAGGCAGCACCCACUGUCCAGGAUUUAGUUUUUCCAAUGAGUUGUCAAAUAUUACAGCUGCUGCAACACGGAAAGAGGACGUAAAAGAUGACAGGCCAGUUUUCAGCAAGCCUUCUUCUUUUCUGCACUACGAAGACUAGCACCAGCAGACAAUGACAUUAUUUCUUUCUGCCUUGUUGCUUUAUUGGUGUAAACCAUUGAGGAGGAAUUUUGCGUUGAUUCAACGACCGUUAACAGUAGCUCAGGCAAAGCACAAGGAUGCAAGGAGCUGGAAUUCUUAGACAUACAACGUAAUGGAUGUUAAGUUUGAGCGCUUGUCUGAAUUUCUUGUAAUGUUAUCUAUACAUGAAUUUACCUUUAUUGAGUUUGUAUGAGUGUUGUAAUACGACUAAGAAAAGCCCGCAAAAAGUGUGUGCUCCCCCGUACUUUCAUCAUCAAUAUUCAAACUACGGAUAAUGUUUUCCCAUUUUCGGGGUAAAGCAAACAAGAAGGAAAACAAACCAAGAACGACUGCACUCCGACAGGUGUCCUGCUUCGUUUUUCAGUGAAAAUGCAAGUAAACAGCAGAACGAAUUAGCACGGAUAAUCCCGAACGUUUGUAGUUUCUUGAACGCCAUUACACACCGCAAAAAUGCUUGAACGCCCUGGUUAACUAAUCCGCGCGCUUAAAGCAAGUCAAAAAGAUGAAGUUUGACACGAAGGGAUAAUUGAUUCUUGUUGAUCUUUUCAUCCCUGGAAAUGAUUAAAUAUAAAGGAAGCUUUUCGUGCAUGUGAUACUUUUGGAGAAAAAGCAGCCAAGAGAAAUGAGGAACAACCUUGGCAUUAGCAAAUCGCAUUACCACAAUUACGAAGCUGCAUGA